This is a messenger RNA of Humulus lupulus (European hop), 486 nucleotides long. RefSeq lists its product as uncharacterized. The record is from RefSeq and is a predicted model, not a curated record. The transcript has a single exon. Bases 1 to 486 code for a protein of 161 amino acids. Lineage: Eukaryota; Viridiplantae; Streptophyta; Magnoliopsida; Rosales; Cannabaceae.
AUGAUACACGGGAUCGUGGAGCUCACCGAGGAACGAGAGCAGGCAACCAAAAUUCAUAGGAGGAUGGAAGAACGGGUGAAGCAAUACAGAUCAUUAGGCCACACAGUCAACCUUGUCACUUCGGAGGAUAGAUGCUAUCCAGCCUCUGCAAUCACCUUCACCGAAGAUGACUUACGGGGAGUGCACCUGCCCCAUGACGACCCUCUAGUCAUUUCGCUACAGGUCGACCAUUGCCAGCUGGGAAGAGUUUUAGUCGAUGGGGGCAGUGGGGUUGAUAUUCUCUUCUGGGAAGCCUUUCAGAAAAUGGGACUCGAAGAAAAUCAGAUCAGGACCUCUACUGCACCAAUUUUGGGAUUUAACAACCAGAGGGUAUACCCGAAGGGCGUUGUUCGAUUAAACGUGGUAGCCGCAGAACACACCUUGCAUGUGGACUUCCUCAUCGUGGAAUCUGUCAUAAGCUACAACGCCAUCAUGGGAAGAAGUUAG